This is a messenger RNA of Phialemonium atrogriseum, 264 nucleotides long. RefSeq lists its product as uncharacterized. Lineage: Eukaryota; Fungi; Ascomycota; Sordariomycetes; Cephalothecales; Cephalothecaceae. The transcript has 2 exons. The coding region runs from base 1 to 264 and encodes 87 amino acids. The record is from RefSeq and is a predicted model, not a curated record.
AUGUCGCCAAUCGUCGCGCGCGCCGCCAUCCGCGCCGCUGGACGGAGACAGUUCUCGAUCAUGACGUCGAUGCGCAAGUUCGCUCGGGGCUUCGAGUCACACCCGUUCUCGCGGCUUCCCGUAACAUCGAAUCCCCAGGCGGCAGACUGGGGCAAGCUGGGCAGGAGGGUCGGCAGUCAGGCUGUGAUUUUCUUCCCCGGCAUGGUAUUCCUUCUCGGGUGGCCGCUGGGUAUGAAGGCCCUCAUGGAUGGCCACAUCGGUUAA